This is a messenger RNA of Poecilia reticulata (guppy), 2565 nucleotides long. RefSeq names its product Kruppel like factor 5a (gene klf5a). Gene Ontology annotation, biological process: regulation of transcription by RNA polymerase II. The record is from RefSeq and is a predicted model, not a curated record. NCBI's taxonomy places the organism in Eukaryota, Metazoa, Chordata, Actinopteri, Cyprinodontiformes, Poeciliidae. Gene Ontology annotation, molecular function: DNA-binding transcription factor activity, RNA polymerase II-specific; RNA polymerase II cis-regulatory region sequence-specific DNA binding.
CAAAAAUGAGAGACUGGGGGAAAGUGUAUUUCCUGCUGUCGCGAAAAAAAAUUAAAUGUUCUCCACAUUUACGGCUGCCCGGCCGGCCCAGCACGUUCCAGGACGCUUCUGUGAGCGUAUUUAGAUGGAGCGAAGGGCGGUGGCCGGUGAAUGAAUAAUCAAGGCUUCGAUGGGCGGCGCAGGCUCCGUAUUUACACUGGGCCGCUCCGCCCUACGCAGAGAUAGAAAACUGUCUGCAGGCCGGAGGGAUGGAACAAGUGGAAGGAGAUGUUGCCGACAGGCACACAUUAAUUACUCCGCCACACGCUCUGCAACUCGUCCGGCUGCGCUCCUUCCCCAUUGCGCUGUAGCGGCAGCAGCAGCAGCAGCAGCAUCCUCCUCUCUGCAGAACAGGACGAGCGAUCAUCCGGGCUGCCUGCGUCGGAGCUUCAUGGCCGCAGCACUGACGAUGAGCGGCGCGCAGGAGGACCCGUUCUACCCGCUGCAGAAAGCGGCGCUGCCCGCCGCCUUCUCUCUGGAGGACUCGGCGCUGUUCGGCCUGGACUGUAAAAUCUCAGAAACGGACAAGGCAGGGCAGAAUGACUACACGCAGGUGAAGUGUGAGAUGGACAGGUAUCUCUCCCCUCCUGCCUUUCUACCGCAGGCAGACGGCCAGCAGAAGUCGCAUAGAGACAUCACGUCGGCGGCGGAGCAGUUCUUUAGCGGAGACCACGCCGGGGCUCCCUACACCCUCAACAUGAACCUUUACCUCCCCGACGUGGCCUACCUGAGGAUGGGCUCUUGUGAGCAGGUGCGGCCCCCUCAGGCCCAGAACCGCGCCGGCCUGGCCCAAAUUAAAACGGAAGCUGCCUCGUCGUGUUUCGGCCCGCACCUACAGCCCCACUGCCCCGACGGUACGCCCACGAGCAGCUGUGGCACAUCCGGGCACGAGCCUAGCAACGCUGCAUUGGAAACCUCAGCCAUAAACAUGUCGCUAACAGGGUUACCGGACUUCACGAGUGUUUUCACCCAGUCGGGAGGAGAGGUGUUCAUCAAACAGGAAAUGCCGUCGCAGUUCGAACAGCAAGGCAUCCACCACGACGGCAGCGGUUCACUCUUCCAGCUGCUGAACGCCGGGUUGGAUCAUCACCACAUUGAUGGCAUGGAGACUCAACAGCAGCAGAUGCAGCACAAUUCCAGUGUUCAUGCACCUUUCCAUAAUUUACCAGUAGCUUCGGCUUCUUCCCAGCAAGAGCAGGGCACGAAGGCGGGCUACCGCAGGGUGUACGCGCAUCCUAAUGCUCAGGUGCACUCCCAUUACUUGCAGCAGCAGGUGCCCUACCUGCCUCCCUCCCCGCCCAGCUCCGAGCCGGGCAGCCCCGACAGACAGAAGGAGCUGCUCCACACCCUAUCCCCUCCUCCUUCGUACGCCGCCACCAUCGCCUCCAAGUUGGCAGGGGCCACGCCGGGGCUCGGACCUGGCCCGGGACCCGCCGGCUUUGCCCUGCCCACUCCGGUCCAAGGCCCGUCUCCGGGCCUCCCCCAGGGCCCCGCAGCCCAGACCACGACGCAGAACUCCGGGACCGUCCGAUACAACCGGAGGAACAACCCGGACUUGGAGAAACGCCGGAUCCACCACUGUGAUUACCCAGGCUGCAAGAAGGUCUACACCAAGUCGUCCCAUCUGAAAGCCCACCUCAGGACUCACACGGGUGAGAAGCCGUACAGGUGCACGUGGGACAGCUGUGACUGGCGCUUCGCUCGUUCCGACGAGCUCACGCGCCACUACCGGAAGCACACGGGAGCCAAGCCCUUCCAGUGCACCGUCUGCUCCCGCUCCUUCUCCAGGUCCGACCACCUCGCGCUGCACAUGAAGAGGCACCAGAACUAGCCACGUUUUUUUUUUUUUUUGUUUUUUGUUUUUUUUUUGGCACUUGUGCCACAGUCGUGCUGUGCGAGUCCUCGUCCUGAAUCUCACGUAAAGCGCUCGGCUUGAGUCCGACAGCUACAGUGUUAAGCGGCUGCGCGAUGCCAAGCAGCUUUACUGACGUCCCAGCUCCUCCCGGUGCUGCCAUCGACCGAUACUAUUGUAUGAUAGCUAAGGAAGAGAACGGUGGCCAAGAAAAAUGUUUGGUUUAACACCGUCGCAAGGUGUGAUGGAAAUUUCUUUGGACAAAAAACAAAACAAACAAAAACAAAAAAACAAAAGCUCCAUAGCAUAAAGAAAAUGGUAGCUCCUUCACGUUUUCCGGUCCAUUUGGACUUUGUGUGACUGGAAAGAAAAAAAAAACAUUGUCUGUCUUUGUUGUAAUGUAGAACUUCUUAAUUCAAGAACAUCUUUUGUUUACGCAUUGGUAUGUUUGUUUAAAUAGCUGGAAUAUCCAGGUUUUAUUUUAUUUUUUAUUUUUUUAACCAAAUCCUUCGGUUUGCACUAGAACUGAUUGUGUAUCUCAUGCACCAACAAAACGUUCAUUAUCACAACUGGACAUGCCACGCCAGUCAUCGCUGUCCGGAUAUUAAAAAUUGAAAGCAUUUAUUCUCCUGAGACAAAGAAGAUGAAGCAUAGAAGAAGAAGAAGGAAAAAAA